UGGUAAUUCCUACACAACUCUUGUUUUUUCUUUUUUGCUUUAAUAUGAAUGAUCCAAGUCAUUUACUAAGCUUCAUUGUUUUUUUUGUAGUUGUGUUAUAUGGAUCGCGUUUCUUUUAUGGGUCGAUCAAUUGAGCGAAAGUUCCAUCUAGUGAGUUGUUGAAGACGAGAAGAUAUUUUUUUAUAGACGGGACUUCGAAUUGACCAUGGCCGGUGACUUUGGGACCGGAGUUGUCAAGCCACGGCUAGUUAUUGAGAGGAAUGCGGAAGGAAAUAUUAAUCUUGGACAUGAGCAUGAUACUAAGGAUUCUAAAAAGGCUUGUAUUAAAGUUGUAGCUGAUGCAACGAAUGGUCUUGCUAUAGCAUUUAGCAAUUUUGUCAAUGCUAUUGAAGUUGCGAAAUCCGAGUUUCCAAAUUUUGAAGCUAUUGACAAGUUAUCAACCUUAGCUCAUUCUAUGAUGGAAGUUUACAAGGACUCCAACAAAAGCAUUGAGUGUAAUGUGAAUGUUUAACCAAAUGAUCAUUGUAGUACAAGUGGAAAUGUUUUUGUAGAUGAGGAUGAUGAGUUAUUUAAUGACCCCGUGUUUUGGGAUGCUUUUGAGAAGAUAGAGAUCCUUUACAAAGAGACCUAUGGGAACUAGAAACCGUGAUAUGCCCUCCUUUGAUUUAGGAAUUGAUUUAUCUCAAACUUCUUCUCCUCUGAGUGUCCCUUCUCCUCCUAUUGUCUUGUCCCCUUGCCAGAAGAAAAGGAAGGAAUGGAAUCAUAGUGAUAUUAUUCAAUCAAUUCGUCGUUCACCUAGAUUAAUAAAUGUUGAUAGUGAAUGUG
Messenger RNA from Beta vulgaris subsp. vulgaris (sugar beet), 825 nucleotides. RefSeq lists its product as uncharacterized. The coding region runs from base 206 to 511 and encodes 101 amino acids. The record is from RefSeq and is a predicted model, not a curated record. The transcript is spliced from 2 exons. Lineage: Eukaryota; Viridiplantae; Streptophyta; Magnoliopsida; Caryophyllales; Amaranthaceae.